Molecule: messenger RNA, 2044 nt
Organism: Erythranthe guttata (spotted monkey flower)
Lineage: Eukaryota; Viridiplantae; Streptophyta; Magnoliopsida; Lamiales; Phrymaceae
Product: F-box/kelch-repeat protein At3g61590
Molecular function (GO): protein binding
Source: RefSeq, a predicted model, not a curated record
AAAGAAAGAAAAGAAAAGGUUGAGCAAGAGAAUAGGAAAUAUGUGGGCGUUGAUGAGUAAGAAGCCAUUUACUUUCCCUUGUUGUUAGCCCUUUUUUUUUCUUUUUUUGUGGCCAAAACAUUUGAUCACAUAUUCAAUUCUUUUUCUUUUUUUAAUUUUUUUUUUCUUUUUUUAUUUUUGUGGCACCAUUAAAAGGCCUCAUGAAAUUCCUUGAAAAACACAUCAAACUCUCACUCAAGCUCACUUUUUUGUCUAUGUCAACAUAAACCCAACGCACCUCAGAAACCAAACCGCCCUUCUCUUUCAUCUCUCUCUCUCUCUCUCUCUCUCUCUCUCUCUCCUGUCGUUUUGGCUACAUCAAUUCAAUGUAAAACACCCCUCUUUCUCUCUCUACUAUGUAGCAUUGUAAGAGGCAAUUUUAUUUAAUUAUUUAUAAUUAUUACAUAUAUUUUUAAUGUAUAUGCAAUGUUUGUCAGCCAAAGUUCAAACAAAAUACCUUUGAUUUUGAGGCCCAUUUCUAAUCUCUAUGUUUCUUGAAUGUUAUUUUGCUCCCUGAAUCAAAAAAAAAAAAAAAAAAAAAGAUUGCAUUUUUAUUUAUGUUCUAGCGAAUCUUGACGAUUUUGAGCUGUCUGAGAAGAACCCAUUUGGAAUUUGCAUCAAAGCCUCUAUAUCAUGGAAGGGGAAACAUCAUGGGUGAGUCAUUGCGUCGAAAACUUCCCGAACCCAACCACAGGGUUCAACUCAUUCUCCGAACUCACCGAAGAAUCCAACAAAGAAGAAUCUUCCGGAAUUUCCAUGGAUCUAAUCUUACCCAACGACCUUUUGGAAAAAAUACUAGCCAAUCUCCCAAUUGCAAGCAUUUUCCGAGCAAGCUCUGUCUGUAAACGAUGGAACGAGAUAGUAACAUCAAAAAGAUUCGCUUUUUACAGUUCUAACGCAUCGCCACAUAAGCCAUGGUACUUCAUGUUCACAAGCUCGGACGAACCAGUUGGCUACGCAUACGAUCCAAUCUUGAGAAAAUGGUACAAUAUAGACCUCCCAUGCAUCGAGACAUCUAAUUGGUUCAUCGCAUCAUCGUACGGUCUCGUUUGCUUCAUGGACAGAGACACCACGAGCCGCCAGCUGUACAUCUGCAACCCGAUUACCAGAUUAUGCAAACGGGUCGACAACCUGCCCGGCCCGAGUUCAUCCGACUACACUGCAUUGGCUGUGUACGUGGACCGCGGGACCCGCGAGUACAAUAUCUCAAUCGUGAAAUCGAGGCAGGUUCCGGAUAAUUUCGUCCAAUGGGAUCUCACCCUUCAUUUGUACAAUUCGAAAUCGACGGCGUGGACCACUCUUCUGACGGAGAAUCUGACAGGGUGGCGAGGUGGCGACGAGAGCGUGAUUUGCGAUGGGGUUUUGUACUUCUUGAUCUACCCGACAGGUGGCGGUGGACCCCACAACCAGCACGGUGUUAUUACGUACGACCUUAAAAAGCGGGACCCGCAUGGGUUAUUAAUGAGGAGCUUUGUACCGGUGCCUUGUUCGCUCACGUGCGGGCGAUUGAUGAGUAUGAGAGAGAAUCUUGUGAUGGUGGGUGGAAUAGGGAAGAGGGAUAGGCCGGAUAUUAUUAAGGGGAUUGGUGUGUGGACGCUCGAGGGUAGAGAGUGGAGGGAAAUAUCGAGAAUGCCACACAAGUUCUUCCAAGGGUUUGGUGAGCUGGACGAUGUUUUCGCGAGUAGUGGGAGCGAUGAGGUGGUGUACAUACAGAGUUACGGUGCACCCGCGCUUCUUGUUUUCGAUGUGCGUCACAAGGUGUGGAAGUGGUCAGGGAAGUGUCCGGUGACUAAGAGGUUUCCGCUGCAGCUUUUUACGGGCUUUUGCUUCGAGCCGAGGCUGGAUAUUGCUCCAUAAAUUCGAAGCUCUUUUUUUUUUCUUUUUUUUUAAUUUUAAUCUAUUGAUGUUUUUUGGUUUUAAUAAGUAUUUUUGAUAUCGAAAAUUCAAUUGGGUUGGAUAUGAAUGGGUUGAUCCUUCUUUGUUCUUUGACAUUGCAUUUCUUUAA